CUCCUGCAAGUCACGCUGAGCCGUUGCAUGUCUUGGUCUAAUUCUAGAUCUAGGUCUGGUCUAGUAUUCCCAAAUAUCCAGGUGGGAUAAAUGACUGUCUCGGAAAAGAAAGUAAAGGGAAUGAAUGAGCACGUGCAGCGCGGGGCAACGGUCAACGCAGUUUAACGUUUAUUUCUCCAACAUCCGAGCGAAGCAAUUACCAAGGUAGACAAUCGGCACUCGGACGUAGUAUCGGCAACUGCAACCGUGAUUUUUUUUUUUACCAUGAUCGAAUAAACCGUGGCCACAUCCUCCCGACAAACCCAUGACCCAGAUAACUAUGGCGACUGAUGAAGAACUCAUCAUGACACCACCCGAGUCCCCGCCUACUCCCCUGCGCAGGGGAAGCAUCAUCGGCGGACGUCAAGGCGACAAGUUUCGCCUGACUGUCCUGGCUGAUGGCCUAGUCCGCUACGAGUGGGCGCCGGACAGUCGGUUCGAGGAUAGGCCGUCCUCGUUUGCAUACCGUCGCGACCGCGGAGGGACCGACGGUUUUGUGGUCGAGGAGUCGGACGACGGCGGCUGGAUUGACAUAGUCACCAAACGUUUCCGCAUCACCUUUGACACAAACUGCACGUCGUUUGCGGCGCACAACUUCUUCUGCCUCGUGGCGGGCCACACCCGCAGCCUCUGGCGGUAUGGCUACUACAAGCCGUGGGAGAGCCUCGGCGGCACUGCUCGCACGCUGGACCGCGUCGACGGCAGGACGGACUGGGGCACCGGCAUCAUGUCGCACAAGGGGUAUGCCACCAUCGACGACUCGACCACCAUGCUUUUCGAGGAGGAUGGCUUUGUCGCGCCCCGUCUCGCGGGAGAAGGGAGGGUGGACGGUUACUUGUUCGCCUACGGGCACGACUACCGCGACGCCAUCAAGGCGUUUUAUCUCAUCUCGGGUGAGACGCCCGUCAUCCCGCGCUGGGCGCUGGGCAACUGGUGGAGCAGGUACUACCCGUACAGCGACGACGAGUACGUCGGCCUCAUGGACGAUUUCGAGAAGCAUCGAGUGCCGCUGUCGGUUGCCGUCAUCGACAUGGACUGGCACCUGGUUGACGACCCGCGGGUUAUCGCCGAUGGUCAGAACGGCUGGACUGGAUAUUCGUGGGACCGCAAGCUGUUCCCACACCCGCGUCGCUUCCUGGCAGAGCUGCACAAGCGUGGGUUGAAGACGACUCUCAACGACCACCCGGCCGACGGUGUGCACAGGUACGAAGACUUGUACGAGGAGUUUUGCCGCGCGGUUGGCCGGGAUCCAGCAUCGGGGGAGCCGGUAGCGUUUGACAUAACAAACCGCAAAUACAUGCGUGCAUACUUUGAGGUCCUGCUCAAACCGCUCCAAGAGGACGGCUGCGACUUUUGGUGGAUAGACUGGCAGCAAGGCGAGUACACCAAGCUGCGCGGCGUUGAUCCGCUCUGGGUGCUCAACCACUUCCACUACCAGCACAUCAAGAGCAGCAAGAUGCCCCAGCCCCUGAUCCUGUCGCGGUAUGCCGGGCCCGGCAGCCACCGGUAUCCGCUCGGCUUCUCCGGGGACAGCGUGGUUUCGUGGGACAGCCUGCGCUUCCAGCCCGCCUUCACGGCGACGGCGUCCAACAUUGGCUACGGCUGGUGGAGCCACGACAUUGGCGGCCACUACCUGGGUGCCAAGAGCGUCGAGCUCACCACGCGCUGGGUCCAGCUCGGCGUCUUCUCGCCCAUCAUGCGCCUGCACUCGUCCAACACGCGCUGGGUGUCCAAGGAGCCGUGGCUCUUGCCCACCGGCGGGCCACAGGAGACGGUCUUGGACUUUAUGAGGUUGCGGCACCGGCUGCUGCCGUACCUGUACUCGAUGAACGUGCGCGCCUCAGAGGAGGGAAUGCCGCUCGUGCAGCCCAUGUACUGGGAGUGCCCGACGCGCCACGAGGCGUACCGCGUCGAGAACCAGUUCCUCUUUGGCAGCAGCAUGAUGGUGCUGCCCAUCACGGAUCCGCUUGACCCGACGUACCGGCUCGCCAAGACCAAGGGCUGGUUGCCUCCGGGCAGGUGGGUGGACUACUUCACCGGCAGGAUAUACACUGGAGACCGCGAGGCGUGGAUGAGCAGGCCCCUGGAUCAGUAUCCCGUGUUUGUCAGGGAGGGAUCCAUUGUGGUCUUGGAUGCUGCCGAAAAGCUCCAAAACAGCACACCGCUGCCCAGCUCUCUCGAGGUCGUGCUCGCUGUUGACCAAAGCUCCGGAAACGCCUGCUUCGACCUCCACGAAGACGUACAGGCCAAAGACGGCGAAAUCAGACGCUUGACUACAAAGAUUGAAUGGACAGCAGAGACGAGCACCGUCACAAUCACCAAUCCCCCAGGCUCACCCAAGGAUUCCCAUCCCACCCGGGAAUGGAACCUGCUCUUCCUCGCCCAGCACGGCAGCAGGUGCACCUUGACCAACGCGCAAAACAACGCGCAGCUCCGCCGCCAACCCGACGAAAGGGGCUCGCGCUUCACCCUGGGCAGCUUCCCGUCCGACGAGCCCAUCGUGGUGACGCUCGGCGGCGCGGGCGGCAUGCGGAACAAGAACCCGAUCGGCCACAUCGAGAAGAUGCUGGGCGAUGCCGAGAUCGAGUAUGCGCUCAAGGACACCAUCUGGGCUGCGUUGACGGUCGAGAUGGGCAAGAAGACCUACCAGGCGCGCCCAAAGAACGAGCAGCUGCAGGGCGUGCAGGCCUUGGAGAUUGAUGACAGUCUGAGGCAUGCCAUUGUGGAGUUGUUGCUGCUCGAGUAUGAGGACAUUUGAGGGACUAAAAGAUCCGGAUCAAAAGUAUUUGUAACACGUUUUCCCAUGCCAGAAAUACGUGACAGAAAUAACCAAUACAGCAAGACUCGAGCUUUUUACAUGCCCAAGAGGAGUAGAUGAUACCCCCAGAUGUUCUGAUUAACCAGAGAGCAGACAUACAAUGGUAUUCUACUUGCAUCAAAACGCAUGGAGCUCAUCAUUGUCAAGACAUAUUUGGGGUACAGCCAGCUACCCCGUACAACUCGAUGAUGGUAAACAAAGCAAGCGAUAGAAACAUGGCCGCUGCUGACAGAGGACUUGACCUUCUUCUGGUUGGCGCAGCACGAAAAAGAUGUUAUUGAUCUUGCGUCAAAGGCCGUCUGCUCGCCAGUGGAUUCAGCAAAGCACAUACUGCCAAAAUAUCAAUAUGAGGUAUUGGGUGAAGGAAGCGUCGUCAUGCCAUUGUCACGGAGCUCAAUAGCAAGGACGUAGUUUGGGACAUGCCGGAAAUGCUGAAUCUUAGAAAGACGGCCGAAGCUGACAAGUUUGGCAUUAAUAGAAAAAGUUGCAAAUAAUGCCCAUUGACCCCUGCCAUAAUGUCAAAUCGUAGCUUGGAGC
This is a messenger RNA of Pyricularia oryzae 70-15, 3394 nucleotides long. Its product is annotated as glycoside hydrolase. The record is from RefSeq and is a predicted model, not a curated record. NCBI's taxonomy places the organism in Eukaryota, Fungi, Ascomycota, Sordariomycetes, Magnaporthales, Pyriculariaceae. The transcript is spliced from 2 exons. Gene Ontology annotation, biological process: carbohydrate metabolic process; N-glycan processing. The coding region runs from base 305 to 2797 and encodes 830 amino acids. Gene Ontology annotation, molecular function: alpha-glucosidase activity.